UCUGGGUCGACGAGAAGCUCCAAAAGAACUGCUUGAUGGUGCUUCCCAGGGCAAUGGACAUCGAGGGGGGCGAUAGAGACAUCACCUGGCGGUGGACUCAAAAUGAAGAAAAAUGUUUUGGCGGCCACGCAGGCAUAGCCGUCCCUGAGCUGUUGAAGCUUUCCUGGCUAGCUAUUAAUGGAAGCUUCAAUACAAAUGCUCUAUCUCCAAAGACGACCUAUGAAGCCGCAUUCGUGGUUAAGCUCAGGGAAAUCUGCAACACGUGGCCGCUCCCCGUGAACUCCGAACUCUAUUUACCUGACGGAAAGCUGGUUAAUAGCGCGGAGAGUCUUGCGAAGAAGCCGAUAGAGAAAUGGAUCAAGCUUCGUGUUGGCAAGUUCGUGACGCACCCAAAGAACGUGGGGAAGAUAAGAUUUGUCCUCCACGAGAGAAGCCAGAUUUAUAAAUCAGGCCUCGUCCUCAGGGGCCUUCUUCUUCAUCCGAAGGAUUAAGCAUCAAGUGCCGGAUUGCACAGUGCCAGGACUUUGACGGCUAAGUUUGUUGAGUGAGUAAAGUUUACUAUAUGUAUCCACAUUUUAUUGAUUUA
Messenger RNA from Eucalyptus grandis, 586 nucleotides. RefSeq lists its product as uncharacterized. Bases 36 to 491 code for a protein of 151 amino acids. The record is from RefSeq and is a predicted model, not a curated record. NCBI's taxonomy places the organism in Eukaryota, Viridiplantae, Streptophyta, Magnoliopsida, Myrtales, Myrtaceae. The transcript has 2 exons.